Messenger RNA from Exophiala viscosa, 1540 nucleotides. RefSeq names its product cellulase. Gene Ontology annotation, molecular function: hydrolase activity, hydrolyzing O-glycosyl compounds. Bases 126 to 1526 code for a protein of 466 amino acids. The record is from RefSeq and is a predicted model, not a curated record. The transcript has a single exon. Lineage: Eukaryota; Fungi; Ascomycota; Eurotiomycetes; Chaetothyriales; Herpotrichiellaceae.
CCAAUGAUUCUCUUCACUCGACCGGAUCCGCGCGGGUCGCCGGCCUUGCACAAAAUGUGCGAUGUGCGAAACUCUGAGAUCUGCGCGCGAGCAGACAAAACCACCAACUAUCCUGCCACGGGACGAUGACCUGGUGGUUCUGGAGAAAGCGCGGGCUCGCUUCAGUGGUGGCAGCUCAAGCCAAACGCAGACGGAGAUGGUGGCCCACACUCAAAGCUCCUCUUAUCUUGCUCAUAGUUACAUUUGCAGGUCUGUACCUGUCCGCUCGCAUCGUCUGGAGACGGGGAGGCGUACCUGCGAAUUUGUCGGUUUAUCCUGAUCCGCAAAGCAUCAAAGCCAGCGUCGUCAAGUCAAUCGACCCCGACAAACCGCUUUUCCAUCCUCUGCUAAGAGCUCGAGGGCGCGAUAUCAUCGACAAGAAUGGUGAUCGGAUUAAAUUGAUCUCUGCGAAUUGGUAUGGCGGUAGUGAUAUGUUCAUGGUGUCUGGUGGCUUGGACGUGAGGAAUCGGAGUGGAAUUGCACGCACCAUUCGCGAACUGGGUUUCAACAGCGUCCGACUGCCGUAUGCUGACGAAAUCGUCCAAGAAAAUCCUGUUAUCGAGGCGAGCCUUCUUAGCGCCAACGACGAUCUAGUCGGCGAAAGAGCGCUGGACGUAUACGCUGCCGUUGUACAGGCUUUGACCGAGGCUGGACUUGCGGUUAUUGUGAACAAUCAUAUAACGCAGGCGAGAUGGUGCUGCGAUGGUUACCCUUGCGACAUGGGUUGGGCCAACGACAAUCUUGGUCCAUUCUGCCCAGUCAAGCAGAGUGAAGACGACUGGAUUGAGAAUCUGAUGGCAGUGAUGCUGCCCCAUGUCAAUAACACCUAUGUCGUAGGCGUGGACCUUCGCAAUGAAGUUCGGGGUCCCACUGGGCAAUAUAUGUGGAACAGCUGGGCGACUGCUGCGGAGCGCGUAGCAGCAAGACUGCAUGAACUUCAACCAGACUGGUUGAUCAUCGUUGAGGGCGUCUCAUCGGCCAACGACAUCAGAGGAGCCGAGGAGCGACCAGUACGUCUUCAGCACCAAGACAAAUUGGUAUACUCGGCCCAUGUGUACGGCUGGUCGGGAUGGGGUUCUCUACUGCCAUAUUGGUAUCGAACCUAUAAGUCAUUUGCGGAAGACAUGGACAAGAACUGGCAGUACCUGCGAGCAAGCGAUACCGCACCAGUCUGGAUUGGUGAAAUCGGCGCUCCAGGUCGACCUGCUCGAAAAGACUUUCACUACUGGAAGAACCUGAUGAGGUACUUACAAGAGACAGAUGUUGACAUCGGCUACUGGGCGAUCAAUCCGCGUAAGCCCAAGAACAACGAGUAUGAAUCGUAUGGUCUGCUUGAAGAUGACUGGGAGACUCCACGGCUACGAUUACAGAUUGAUGGAUUUGACAUCGCUCCGAAGGCAGUAGGUCCCAUAGAAAGCAGAUAUUACCAUGACCCUUCGAUGGUAUCAAUGCAUACUGCAUCCGAUUUUCAUGAGCGUCUGAAAUGAACGAUGAAGCUGUA